This is a messenger RNA of Huiozyma naganishii CBS 8797, 2028 nucleotides long. It is a transcript of the gene PLB3, whose product is annotated as lysophospholipase. Bases 1 to 2028 code for a protein of 675 amino acids. Gene Ontology annotation, cellular component: intracellular membrane-bounded organelle; cytosol; extracellular region. The record is from RefSeq and is a predicted model, not a curated record. The transcript has a single exon. Gene Ontology annotation, molecular function: A2-type glycerophospholipase activity. NCBI's taxonomy places the organism in Eukaryota, Fungi, Ascomycota, Saccharomycetes, Saccharomycetales, Saccharomycetaceae. Gene Ontology annotation, biological process: glycerophospholipid catabolic process.
AUGAAUCGACAGUUUGGUGUGAUAGUAUUCGUGUUACUACUGAAUUUUUGGACCGGGGUGUAUGCCAAACCCAAGGAUAAAGAAAAUGCAGCCAUGGACUACGCUCCCAAGAGGGUCGCCUGUGACCCUCAAAUGGGGAGUCUCUUAAGAGAGGCAAACGCACUGUCUCAUAAUGAAACUUUGUGGUUACAGAAGAGACAGCAAGUGACCGUGCCCGCGAUGCAAGAGUUUCUGUACAGGGCCACUGCCGGUUUCGAAGAUUUCGACCAGGAUGCUUUUUUGGGAGAGAUCUUUAGAGAUACAGAUAAUGUCCCCCGUGUGGGGGUCGCCUUUUCUGGCGGUGGGUAUAGGUCUAUGCUCACCGGUGCUGGUAUCCUAUCUGCCAUGGAUAUAAGGACUAGAAACUCUACGGACCACGGGCUUGGCGGGCUACUGCAGGCGACAACGUACGUCGCUGGGAUAUCCGGCGGUAAUUGGCUUGUCGGAUCUCUUGCGUGGAAUAAUUGGACUUCGGUUCAGUCUGUGGUUGACAACACGCACAAGGAGGACUCCAUAUGGGACCUGGACGACUCCAUCAUUGCACCUGGCGGACUGAAUAUCUUCAAGUCAGCGAGAAGGUGGGAUCAUAUCUCAGAUGCCAUCGAUGCUAAAAGGAAUGCAGGGUUUGAGACUUCACUGACAGAUGUAUGGGGUCGUGCCCUGUCUUACCAUUUUUUCCCAGACUUGAAAAGGGGAGGGAUAGAUUACACGUGGAGUUCACUUAGGGAGAAUGAGGUUUUCAAAGAGGCACAAAUGCCGUUCCCGAUAUCGGUUGCCGAUGGUAGGUAUCCGGGAUCCCGCGUUAUCAACUUAAACGCUACGAUCUUUGAAUUCAACCCGUUUGAAAUGGGGUCCUGGGAUGCGACUUUGAACGCAUUCACGGACGUCAAGUACUUGGGGACAAACGUAUCUGACGGUAUACCUAGAGACAAGGGCAAAUGUGUGGUGAAUUACGAUAACACAGCGUUUGUCAUGGGCACAUCGUCCACUUUAUUCAACCAGUUCCUGUUAAGAAUCAACUCGACCCACCUACCAAGGUUCAUUCGUAAACUGGGUAUUCAUAUUUUGAACGGUAUAUCGCAUGACUUUAACGAUAUCGCGGUAUACCAUCCAAACCCUUUCAAAAACUCCAAUUUUGUCCACUCAGAUUUCACUGUCAGCAUUACAGAGUCAGAUUCUCUCUUUUUGGUCGAUGGUGGUGAAGACGAUGAAAAUAUUCCCUUCGUGCCGUUGAUUCGACAGGACCGUAAAUUGGACAUCAUCUUUGCGGUCGACUCUUCCGCAGACAUGCCUCUACAGUGGCCAGACGGCUCCUCGCUGGUACACACUUACGAGCGGCAAUUUGUCAAGCAAGGUAAAGGUAUGGCAUUCCCUUACGUGCCAGACACGAACACAUUUGUCAACCUGGGUUUGAACAAGAGACCGACUUUUUUUGGUUGCGAUGCCUCAAACUUGACAGACUUGGAAUACGUCCCACCACUGAUUGUCUACUACCCAAACUCUGAACAUUCUUUCAACAGUAACCAAAGCGCCUUCAAAAUGUCCUACACAGAACAGCAGAGGAAGCAGAUGGUUCAAAAUGGCUUUGAGAUAGCCACCCGGAACAAUUUUACCGAUGAUCCAGAUUUCUUAGGGUGUAUCGCAUGUGCCGUCAUGAGAAGGAAACAGGAGUCCCUGGGUUUAAAACUACCAGUGGAAUGCGAAACCUGUUUCAUCAAUUACUGUUGGGACGGGACAUUGGACACAACUGAAUUACCACCGGAGAAACAAGAUCUCCACCACUCAUUCAUCCACGAACAAGGAGAAAACUUUACCGUCGAAGAGGUGGGCGAUGAGAUCGUCAUCAACACCAACCUGCUACAAGAGGGCUCUACGUACUUGAGAGAUUCGAAUUCCAAGAGAGUCCAAAAGCAGUUCACCCCAGGAAUAAAUCUGAAGAUUAUCCUUCUACUGAUUUGCAUACUGACCUUCCUGGUCAGCCUCGUGUAG